AUGAUUCAUAAGACUCUGGAUGAUCUGGAUCAAAUGCUGAUGCAGUGCUGGAGAGCCAGCUUAGACUGUGUAGAUACAGACAGUACCCACCCCGGCCGCCGGCGGCACCUCGGCGUCGCUGAGGAGACCCACGAACCGCUGAAUCGCUCGCGGGCACAGCGAACAGAGCCCCGGGGAGCUGGAACUGGCGUUAGAGGAGCUGGCGCUGCUGGCGGCCGGGGAACGGCCGUUGACCCCGGAGAGCAUCCUCAGGACAGGCCCGGGCCUCUAGCCGACGUGGCCGGACUGCAGCCGCCGCCGCCGCCGCCGCCGCCCGCCCAGGAUACCGAGCUGCUGUCGGUGAUCCGGCAGAAGGAUCUGGUGUUGGCGGCCCUAGUGGGCAAGGCACUGCUCGAAAGGAACCAGGACAUGAGCCGGCAGUACGAGCAGAUGCACAAGGAGCUGACAGAUAAGCUGGAGGUCCAACUUUCUCUCUUAUUCUCCAUUGUCCCUUGUCUGUGGACUCACUGCCAGGAAUGGAACUGACGAAAGCAAAGUAUCCUUAGAGGGAAGAAGAAUGAAGCAGGGAGAGGAACUAAGCAAGCAAAAUGUAACAUCUUUUCAGGAUGCUGCAGAGGGAAGAGAUGUGAACACUUUGACAUGAAUAAACAUUGUCCUCCCACUGUGCUGAGAU
Eubalaena glacialis (North Atlantic right whale) is the source of this 673-nucleotide messenger RNA. Its product is annotated as BICD family-like cargo adapter 1. NCBI's taxonomy places the organism in Eukaryota, Metazoa, Chordata, Mammalia, Artiodactyla, Balaenidae. Gene Ontology annotation, biological process: Golgi to secretory granule transport; vesicle transport along microtubule. The transcript has 5 exons. The record is from RefSeq and is a predicted model, not a curated record. The coding region runs from base 1 to 525 and encodes 174 amino acids.